Messenger RNA from Capra hircus (goat), 2238 nucleotides. RefSeq names its product putative IQ motif and ankyrin repeat domain-containing protein (gene IQANK1). NCBI's taxonomy places the organism in Eukaryota, Metazoa, Chordata, Mammalia, Artiodactyla, Bovidae. Bases 491 to 2206 code for a protein of 571 amino acids. Gene Ontology annotation, molecular function: protein binding. The record is from RefSeq and is a predicted model, not a curated record. The transcript is spliced from 13 exons. Gene Ontology annotation, biological process: regulation of barbed-end actin filament capping. Gene Ontology annotation, cellular component: nucleus; cytoplasm.
AGAGGUGUUGUUCCUGGGCCCCGACAACACCUCCUGCCAAGGCCAAGACGAGAGAGGGGUGGGGUGUCGGGGGAGGGCUGAGGGCAGUGUGGGCACAGAGGCUUCUGCAAGGCCAGGUCGUCUCAGGCUGCUGUUUAGGACAAAGUUGGGCUCAGCCCAGUGGUCUGAAGCUGGGAGAUGGGUACCAGACAUCAAUCCUGGGGUAAGGAUGGGUGAGCCAGGCUGAGGGGGCAGGGACGUGAGGGCAAGGGGGAUAAGCUGUGGCCAGAUGUUCUUGCCAGGCAUUCCCACCCAAGCUACUGGGCAAACAUAAGCCAAGAACCAGGGGCAGGUGGGGGGACAAGGAAGCCGGCAGGAAGCUACAUUGGGGGGUGAUCCUGUGUUCCCCAGUUCGGCACCUGCUGUCUGUUCCUGCAGGUCCAUGUGAUGCUGUCCCCACUGUCUCUGCCACUCUGAGCACACCCUCCUGACCUUCCCCUCACCCAGGAGAAUGAGCAGUAAGAAGGGGGCACUCAGAGCUGCGCCAGGGAAGUCCUUCCCUAGAGCCAAGCCACGGGCCCCUGCCGGGAAACCCGGAGAGAGCCGCCAGCCUCAGAGGGAGACCGGCCCGCAGGCCACGGGGCGCGCAACCCCCGAGCGCCCGGAGGCCCCUGCAGCAGGGCCAACCGCGGAGGACCGAGCAGCCACCGUCAUCCAGUGUGCCUUCCGGAAACUCCUGGCGAGGAAGGAACUGGCCCGCCGUCAGCAGGAGCACCAGGACUACCAGGAGCUGAUGGAGAAGCUGCAGAGGGAGGCCUUCGUGGCCCAGGUUCGGCGCGAGCAGGAGGCGGCCCGGCGGCGGCAGGAAGAAGCGGCUGCGGCCGAGCGGAGGCGGCAGGAGGAGCGGCUGCGCGGGGCGCGCCUGCUGGAGGCGGCCUUCGACGGGAACCUGGGCGAGAUCCAGGCGGUCCUGCGGGAGGUGGACGAGCUGCUGACCCGCGAGGGCAUGGGUUGCGACGCGGCGGGAAUGGUGCGGCGGCUGCAGCGGCGCUUGGCCCUGGUGGACUUUGAGGACAGUGGCGGGAACACGCCACUGUCCGAGGCGGCGGCAGGCGGGCAGUCCCUGGCCAUCCAGCUGCUGGCCGAGCAGGGCGCCAGUCCCAACAGCAAGGGCGCCUUCGGCCGGACCCCGCUGUACCGAGCGGCCUUUGGGGGCCACCUGGAAGCCGUGGAGGUGCUUCUGAAGCUCGGAGCUGACCCCCGGGUAUAUGCGGACGACGGGAGCACACCCGAGCAGGUGGCCUCGCUGGACACGGUGGUCAGUGUGCUGCAGUCGUGGGACCUGAGCCUCACAGACGCCAUGCUCCAGAACAUGGAGGCAGAGCGGGAACGCCGGGCCCAGGAGGCCGCGAGGCACCAGGAGGCGGAGGCCCAACGCAUGAACCUCAAAGUACAGCAGCUGGCCAAGGAUCAGCAGCAAUGUCACCAACAGCUGCAGCAGGCCUACUGCGAGCUCAACCGGAGAAUCGCGGAGCACGACCAGUGCGAGCAGAGGGGCGCAGGCCUGGCCGCACUCACGCUGCAGGCCAUCAAGGAUGCAGAGGAGCAAGUGGACAGGCUCCAGCAGGAGGCCCAGAAGGCAGAGGAGGCGCUGGCCCUGGCCAGGCUGGAACUGCGGGAGCAGACCCAGGAGGCGGAGGAGGAGGUGCCCGGGCUAAAGUGCCAGGUCAGCGAGCUCCACGACGUGCUGAUGAAGGACGUGGGUGACCGCAUCCGUGCAGACGGCAGGUGGCCUCUUGUUAUCGACCCUUCAGGCCAGGCGGCCACCUUCCUGCGCUACCAGGACACCAACUACGUGGACGCCGUGAACCCUGACCACCUGCGGCCGGAGAGGAUCCGGCUGGCGCUGCUGGGGGCGCUCAGGUUCGGGAAGCCGCUGGUGUUUGACUUGCGUGAGGUGGAUCUGUUCCCAGCCGUGCAGCAGCAGCUGGAGGCGGUGCAGCCAGGCCUGGCGCAGGAGCUGCUGGGCCGCGGGCUGCUGGAGCAGGAGAGGUACCUGUCGCUGCUGCGGCCGACCGAUGGGCCCGAGUACGGCCCCAACCAGUUCCAGGAGGCGCGCCUGCAGCACUUCCGCCUCUUCUUUGUCACCAAGGUUCGGUGGCCGCCGGCAGAGCAGCUGCAGGUCCUCCUUCCUGUGCGUGUACAGCUGCCGGGCGGGGGCCUCUAGCAACCCGCCCCAAUAAAGGGCCCGCCCCCGGG